Molecule: messenger RNA, 2067 nt
Organism: Sander lucioperca (pikeperch)
Lineage: Eukaryota; Metazoa; Chordata; Actinopteri; Perciformes; Percidae
Product: spastin-like
Exons: 16
Coding region: 75-1952 (625 amino acids)
Cellular component (GO): microtubule cytoskeleton
Molecular function (GO): ATP hydrolysis activity; ATP binding
Source: RefSeq, a predicted model, not a curated record
ACUGGUUAAUCUGAACUGUCGCGGCGGCUCUCUGUAGACUGAACCGGGGCCGGUGUGCUGUGAUAUGGGCGUGAAUGAGUCCCUUGGGAAGCAGCCGGCGGACCGGUGGUGGUGACGGUACCGGGAAGCUGGACGUGCUGUGGUCCGUGUCCUACCCGCUGCUGGCCGGGCUGUCCCUGCUCCUUCCGCUCCUGUUCUGGCUGCGGAGCCGCAACACGGCCGCUGUCAGAGCCGAGCGCCGAGCCGCGGAGGAGCCUGGCGGCGACACCAGCAACCGGGAGCGGGGAGGCGGCACCGGCAGCCCGGAGCGAGGCGACCGGGUCCGCAGCCACCACGGGCGGGCCUUCGAGUUCAUCUCUGCGGCGCUGAGGAUCGAUGAGGAUGAGCAAGGUAGCUUCUUUCUCCCAUUCACACCAAACUCCGUUAGAAAAUCUAUCAUCUUUAACGUGGUUUUGUUCAAUAAACAUGUCUUGCACCUUUUUGUAAAAUUCAUAAAAUAUGUUCUGCUUAAUGUGUGUGAUGCAUGCCGAAUGGGAGUUCUGACCAUGAAGGCUUUGUAUCGGUACAUUUGUGCUUGCAGUGGCAGCUGUGCGUGUUUGUUUCGUGCUAAAUUAAAAACGAAGAUUUUUUGCAUUGAGUUUGGCGUGGGGAAAUUGGAACGAGAAGUCUUCGUACUGACACAAAGACACAAUGUUUACGACCGACCCAAGUCUCUAGUGGAGGUUCUCUCCGUCUCUGGCGCUCAGACGUACAUUUACAGCGACCGCUCUAGCCCCGCCCACCGCCAGGCUCCGCUGCGUUCAGGUACGUCCGGCCGGCCCGGCGCCGUCUCCAGAAAGAGAGACUCUGCUAACCUCGCACCAACCGGCCGCCCUAAGCCUUCCUGCUCUUCCUCCUCGCUGGGUCUCCCUCGCUCCGCGCUGCUCGGCUCUCAGCGCGCCCCCGCUGCCCACGGGAACAGCAACAGUAAGGGGAGAACAAGUCGCCGCAGCACCACCGUCCGCUCCCCCCCCCCACCGCUGGAGAAGAAAGACCCGAAGAAGAACCUGAAGAACGUAGACGGGAAGCUGGCUGACCUCAUCCUGAACGAGAUCGUGGACAGUGGGUCCUCCGUCAGAUUUGCAGACGUUGCUGGGCAGGAUUUGGCGAAGCAGGCGCUGCAGGAGAUGGUCAUCCUGCCGGCGCUGAGGCCCGAGCUGUUCACAGGGCUGCGGGCUCCAGCCAGAGGACUUCUUCUCUUUGGUCCUCCCGGCAACGGAAAGACCAUGCUGGCUAAAGCUGUGGCAGCCGAGUCCAACGCCACCUUCUUCAACAUCAGCGCCGCCAGCUUAACCUCCAAAUACGUGGGUGAAGGAGAGAAGCUGGUCCGAGCUCUGUUCUCCGUGGCCAGAGAGCUGCAUCCCUCCAUCAUCUUCAUCGAUGAAGUGGACAGUCUGCUGUGUGAACGGAGGGAGGGCGAGCACGACGCCAGCCGUCGCCUCAAGACCGAAUUCCUCAUCGAGUUUGACGGGGUCCAGUCGGGUGGCGAGGAGCGGGUUCUGGUGAUGGGCGCCACCAACCGGCCCCAGGAGCUGGACCAAGCUGCUCUCAGGCGGUUCUCUAAGCGCGUGUACGUGGCUCUGCCCGGCGAGGAGACUCGCUUCAGUCUGCUGAGGAACCUUCUAGAGAAACACAGCAGCCCGCUGACCCAGCUGGAGCUCCAACAGCUGGCCAGAAUGACAGAGGGCUACUCCGGCAGUGACCUCACCUCAUUGGCUAAAGACGCCUCCCUGGGACCAAUCAGAGAGUUGCAUCCAGAACAAGUGAGGAACAUGGAGGCCAGCGAGGUGAGGAACAUUUGUUUCCGAGACUUCGUGGAGUCUCUGAUGAAGAUCAAGAGAAGUGUCGGCGCUCAGACCCUGGAGCUGUACGCUCGCUGGAACAGAGACUACGGAGACACCACAUCUGGAUGAGGUCUCAGAGACUACAGAGACUCCACAUCUGGAACAGAGACUACGGAGACACCACAUCUGGAACAGAGACUACGGAGACACCACAUCUGGAUGAGGUCUCAGAGACUACAGAGAC